Molecule: messenger RNA, 873 nt
Organism: Sceloporus undulatus (fence lizard)
Lineage: Eukaryota; Metazoa; Chordata; Lepidosauria; Squamata; Phrynosomatidae
Product: epididymal secretory protein 4-like
Exons: 8
Coding region: 212-730 (172 amino acids)
Molecular function (GO): small molecule binding
Source: RefSeq, a predicted model, not a curated record
GAGAGAGAAAAUGAUGGUUGAAUGACAAUUGGAAGGCGAGGAAUGAGGAGCGGCAGUUGCAGUGCGAAGGUCUGAAUCCAAAGCACGACUGGAACCGUUCCCAAAAUUUCUGCCGCACAGAUAAAAUUUGGGGAUGUGAGGAGAGAGUAAGUCUCAAACCUUUGGGGGAAAAAGGCUCCUCCGCCGGUAGCGCAAGGAAGCGACACCUGCAAUGAUGGGAGUUACGCUCCUGAGCCUCACACUCGCAUGGCUGUGUUCAGUUGGCGCGGACACCAAUGUCCCCGUGGUGGAAAAUUUGGAUGUGCAAAAGCUUGCAGGGAAAUGGUACCCCAUCAUCACAGCGAAACGUGAAUUCAUGCCGAGGCCAAACUACGCAUACACAAUAGAGCCCUCGGAGAAUGGAGAUAUCCUUCUCAAAGUAGAGAUCCCCCGAUUUGGAACCUGCAAGAUCCAAAAGGUUGUUUUGCACACUGUGAGCCCCAGCGUCUUCAGCAUGGAUGAGGGGUUGACCACCAUUCGCAUCGUGGACACUGACUAUGACACGUACCUCAUCAUCCAUUUCACCAGCGAGAAGCUUGUCUACCUCAACCUUCAAGGAAGGCAAAAGGAUGUUCUAGACCACGUGAAGAGAAAGUUUAUGGCUUUUGUGGAGAAGCUGGAGUUCAACCCGGAGCGUCUCUUCUACCGCCAUGAUAUGGAUUUGUGUACCGACCCGCCAGCUGGAAAUUAGGAAAAACACGAAAGCUCUCUGGACUUCCAUCUGCAGACUUUCCGGCCGGACGCAGAGAUGACCGCAGUGGCUGCGGCCUCCUUCCCCUUUUCUCCUUCCCACCAUCCUCCACUUCUUGGCUUCUCUAAUUCUGUUUAAAUAAA